Messenger RNA from Photinus pyralis (common eastern firefly), 1210 nucleotides. It is a transcript of the gene Pstk, whose product is annotated as L-seryl-tRNA(Sec) kinase. Bases 173 to 952 code for a protein of 259 amino acids. Lineage: Eukaryota; Metazoa; Arthropoda; Insecta; Coleoptera; Lampyridae. The transcript has a single exon. Gene Ontology annotation, molecular function: kinase activity; tRNA binding. The record is from RefSeq and is a predicted model, not a curated record.
AUGUUAGAUGAAAAAAAAUGAGUUUGAGAACCACUGCACGAACAACGCAUGCACCCUUGGUAGGAGUCACGUUUAGUUUCAUUCAAAUUCAAGUAUGAAAUUUUAAAAAAAAGUGAGGUUAUCUUCUACUUAUUUUACUUUUCGUUUACAUUUCACAGUCUAGGCUGUGUACAUGUCGAAAAUUUGCAUAGUGCUAUUAAUUGGCAUACCGGGUGCAGGAAAAACCACAUUUCAUACCACCCUCCGAAGAUCUACAGAUGAUGUGAUUUACAAAUUUCAUACUGUAGUAUACGAUGAGCUUGUAGUGAAUGAUUGUGAAAUCAGUUACAAAUGUAAAAGGGGCAAAGUAUUUGCGAUUGCCACUGAACUCAUGGCUUCCAUACUUACCUUGCCAACUAACCACAAGCAUGUUAUUAUAAUCGAUGACAACAUGUACCUUAAAAGUAUGAGGUAUGAAUACUACAAGCAUGCGGAACGAUUAGAAUUAUCAUUCUUGGAAGUGUAUUUUGAGGUGAACAUACCAACAGCGUUAUUAAGGAACAGCACUCGAGAGAAUAAGGUACCAGAAAAGACAAUCCUUAAAAUGGCACAGCAGAUUGAGAAACCCAUCGAAAGUUGGGAGGGAAAUGUGUUUAGAAUUAACUCCAACUUAAAUUUUGAUGAUAAUUUGUAUUUAGAAUUUUUUAACAAAUUGGAAUUGAGUUUUUGUAAAACACUAAGAAGGAAAGUGGAUUGCCACACCGAAAAAAUGUCAAUUACUAAGCUGCAAGCUGUAGAUUUAGUAUUGAGAAAGAUUGCUCAUGGCAAAAUUAAGGAGGAUAAGGAUAACGCUUCCAAAGUUUGCGCACAAAAAAAGCAUAUUUUUAAUGCAGUUAGGCAGGGUACAAUACUGGUCGAGGAUGGAUGGGACGAAUCUGAAUUGUUUACUAAUUUGAUGUUGCACUUUAGGUAAAAUUGUUCCAAAUUUUAAAUUCUGAUGGCUAAGUGAUAAUAAACACAAAUGCUUAAAAUUUGUGGAAUUUAAAAAUGGUACAGAAUAAGACCAUCACAAAGCAGAAACUUAAAUGUUACAAUCACACGAUUAUGCACUUACAGCAAGUUCCAUUUGUAUAAUCUUGUAACAUUACUUUUAUUACACGUAUUUAUACAUGAAAUAGUAAAAAAAAACUAAUUCUUUAAAUAUGUCUAAAACACACAAUAAAAAACAAUA